AUGGCGUCUUCCGACGACAAGGCAGAGAACUUGCCGGAAAGGGUCUCCACGUACUACUUCAAGAACCACGAUGACGAGCCCGUCUCGUUCUCCGUCCUCCCAGUGAGGUGGAGCGAUAGGGAGGGCGGCGAUGAGGCGACCUCCGAGACAAUAUUCUUGCAUGGGACUGCCGAUAAUGGCCUCAGGAAGAUUUACAGGGAGGUCAAGUCUUGGAGGUUUGAUCUCGGCAGCUCGAGGCCACAAGUGUCAGUGCUCUCCAAGGACAACAUCUGUUUCAAGCUCGAGGAUCCGAGGAGGAGCUUUCAGGAUACGACCAGAACCGUGUUGAUCACGUUGCACUGCCUGCACUACGCCAGGAAUCACCCGGAUGCAUCUGGACAAGCGCUGUGGAAGCACUUGGCUAGAACCUUGGGGUUCUAUGAGGUCCGGCCUUCUGCGAAGGAUUUGCAAGACCAUGUGGAGUUAAUUAAAGAGGCUAUAGGAAGGGAUGAUGCAUUGGCGAAAUCCAAGGUUCUGAACAAAUUAAUGGAAGAAAAGCCCUGGGAGAGGAGCAAAUCUGGCAAGAAUGUUGCCAAACCUAGUUUUAUCAUGCAUGACACUGAAGAUGUUGGGAUGGAAGAUGUUGAAGAUGGUACCGCCAAGGAGGAUGAUUGUUUUUAUUCUGUUUGUGCGCAAUGUGAUAACAGUGGUGACCGCUUAUGUUCUUAUGAGAGAAGCACACUCUCUCCCUAUGAGUGUGUUGCUUAUAGUGGCAAUGGUAACUGGGAAUCAGCCAUGAGUGUAGUCCAUUUCUAUAUUCCACUUGCUUUAACAACUGUGAGACAAUUGGAUUUGGCCCGCUUUGAUGAAAAUUCUCUUCUCUACCUUUGGUCUACUCUGGGUGAAAGGCUAUAUUCCUCCAUGACAAAGCCAUCUGAGCAAAUGCAACCUGGAAAAAAAGUUAUACCAGAUAGUGAAGAGAAAAAAGCAAUGCAGCCCGCUUCAGAGAAGUCAGAUGACUCAUCUCCAGCACUAGAUGCUGACACUGAGAGGAGGCUUCUGAAUCUAAUGAAGGAGGCUGAAUCUUCAGUAACCAUGGAAGAUGUUAUGAGAAGGCAGAAUGUGCCAUCUACUUAUGCACAAUAUCAAAAGUCAACUGUUGAUAAGGCAAUUACUAUUGGGAAAGUGGAGCGUUCGGUUCAGGCUGCUCGAGCAGCUUUGCAGAGGCUAGAGGAAGGAGGCAGCAAUGAAGAUGCAAAAGCUAUCUGUGACCCAGAUGUUCUAGCUGAGAUAUUCAAGUGGAAGGACAAGCUUGGAGUGUAUCUUGCACCAUUCACAUAUGGUAUGCGCUACACUUCCUUUGGUCGGCAUUUUACGAAAGUGGAUAAACUUCAAGAGAUUGUUAACGAGCUCCAUUGGUAUGCUCGGGAUGGUGACAUGAUUGUUGACUUCUGCUGUGGGGCUAAUGAUUUUAGCUGCUUAAUGGCAAAGAAGCUUGAAGAGACCGGAAAGAAGUGCUCUUACAAAAAUUAUGAUAUUUUUCCACCUAAGAAUAACUUCGAGUUUGAACUGAGGGACUGGAUGACUGUCCAACAAAGAGAACUACCUUCUGGGUCAAAAUUGAUCAUGGGGCUAAAUCCUCCUUUCGGAGUUAGAGCAGCUUUGGCGAACAAGUUUAUUGAUAAAGCUCUUGAAUUCAAACCAAAGCUCCUUAUUCUGAUUGUUCCAUCAGAAACUGAAAGAUUAGCUGAGAAAAAGUUUCAGUAUGAUCUGGUGUGGAAAGACGAUCGAUUCUUGUCUGGAAAGUCAUUUUAUUUGCCAGGGUCUGUGGAUGUGAAGGAUAAACAAAUUGAACAGUGGAACAAUAAGCCACCAUUGCUGUAUCUAUGGAGCCGUCGAGAUUGGACUACAAAACACAGGACCAUAGCCCAAAAGCAGGGUCACUUGCAGUCAAACGAUGACUGCAAUGGAUCACUAGAUCUUCAUUAUCUGAAAGAUGACCGGAGCCUUUGCAUCGGUACCCCGUCACUUACAAGUGAUACCUCCAUGCCAAUGGGUAGGACUGAAGAAACCAAAGAAAGAGUCAAUAUAGCUGGAGAUCAAAAAGAGUGUUUUUCUCGAAGUGACAGCGGGAGACAAAGCAGGGAGAGCCAGUCUACUGGUCCUUCUGUGGGGAAGGCCAAUGUACCUCGUCAGCCCUCACCCAAUUUGAAGAUUGGGAAGUCUUGGUCCAAUGAUCGGUCCUCUAAAGAAAAGGCUGGUAGUAGAGAAAUUGAUGAGGAGCUGCCGGCAAAGGUAACCUCUCGUCGUCCCUCACCUAAGUGGUCAGUCAAUGACCGAUCCUCAAGAUCACAUGAAGUUCCCUUUGAGAAGGAAGUCAGCGGCAUGAAUUAUCAACACGCUGACCCAGGCAUGUCUAUGUCACUUGUUGAGAACUUUUAUGGUGGCCGAGGAUCCACUCUCUCUGCUGAUGCCAGCAGGAUGUAUGGACUGAACUACAAUAGAUAUUAUCCAACUCAGAACUCGGUGGGACCGGCUCAUAUGAGGUUCAAUGCUAACUACGGACCUCAUGUCUCUGAACCUGAAGAGAGAUAUUGGAGGGACCUGGAUAUGCGUUCGCAGGUCCGUCUUUAUGGCCAGCAAUAUCCAAAUGUGUCUACAAGAAAUUACGGGGUAGGUUAUGAUCCCAGCAACGGUUUUGCACGCAUGGGUUCCAUGGCUGUAUUAGCCCAGCGAGGAGACAUGACUGCAGUGCAACGAUAUGCUCCCCGUUUGGAUGAAAUGAAUCCAACGAGUACAAACAAUGAGAGGCCUGAGGCAACCGUGAUUCGUGGAAACGAGCAUCUUGAUCCUAACAGGGGACAAGGACCUCAAUUUGGACACCAAGGCUAUGCUUUUGGCUUUGCCGCUGGUCCUCGUUGGCCAUACUAUCGAUAG
Molecule: messenger RNA, 2916 nt
Organism: Rhodamnia argentea
Lineage: Eukaryota; Viridiplantae; Streptophyta; Magnoliopsida; Myrtales; Myrtaceae
Product: protein ENHANCED DOWNY MILDEW 2-like
Exons: 15
Coding region: 1-2916 (971 amino acids)
Source: RefSeq, a predicted model, not a curated record